UCAAUUUGAAAUUGUUGUUAUCGUGAGUGAUAGAGACCACAGUUCACAUGGAUAGGACGCCGGGGAAGCGACACACAGGCUAUGAGCGCUCUGACUCAUCAACGGACAAGCGCUAACAAACUCAGCUCUUCAACACAACCAUAUCAGCAAUGCCCCCAUCUUCGAUUGAACACACAAAAAGGUGGACGCUUUGCCUACAAGAAAGGGCUACAACAAAAGAGGUGGUUCGCUAUGAUUGUAAGCGCGGCUGUAAAAAGGCCAUCGCGGGGAACAUCAAAUGAUCUGGGAGAGAUUUUGUAGAAGCUGCCGACUGUUCACUUCAAGGUGGCGUUUUUUCACCUAAUUAAACGGAUUUAAUCUGCGGUGCUGGUGGCUUGUACAUUGAAUUUCUCCUCGUGGCGGGAUCUGUCGAGUUAAAUUGGUCAAAUGAGGGUUUCGCCUCGCAACCACGUGUGACUGCUAUUACUAUAGUGCCAGGUUGGCACUGCACUUUCUUCGGUAAAGUGGAGGCAUGCUUCCCGGCCGUGAGCUUGUCUACUGUUGCAACUCAUCAUCAAGAUCAUUUAGGACGCCGCAAGGGGCAAACAGCCAAAACAAAUGUUGGUAAAUUUCUGCUGGCAACAGCUAGGAGGCCUGUCUGUGUCUACCUUGACUCUCUUCAUUAGACACCCAGCUGUGCUUGGAAAAUAACAUCCCGGCGCUACUUUCAGCAGGGGCAUUUUUUUGUUGGUUUAAUUUUUUUUUGGCGAUGGUGCGCUUCACCUUCCAGGGAAUUAUUUUUUGAAAUGGAUUCUUCGCCCGGAGAACAAGCUCCCAUGCUGGCCGGCGGUGGUACAGGCUGAACGAGCCCCGGGGCUGCAUCGCUACGCCCGGCGUGUGGGCCGAGGGAGAAACUCGCCCUUGCGACCCUCUAAACUCCAACAGAUAAAAGUGCCAAUCACACUCGCCGGUUCCACAGAGGAAACGGAACAUUAGCAAGAGGAAAUCGCCAACCACCAGCACGAGUCCGUAGCUUGGAGGUAGGUGGUAAAGCUGCCCAUCUCAACUAUUCGUUCGUCGGCUGCGAAACUGUGAUCUGAGACGAUUGUACGAGAUUAGAGUUUGGAUGUCCACAGAAGAUCAUUUUGAUCGUGAACCCUGGUGAGAGGGUAUCAAUGACCCACAUUACUGCGGUCAUUCUCCUGGAGUUUCCAUGAAGUGACCAUUUUUGUAGGUCUUUUCACUCACGUCACUUUGUCACAGCUUGUCGUCUCUUCACACCCCUGCCUCACCUGACCGGCCGGCAUCAACCCUCGGCCCGCAUCAUUGGUUGACAAGACUGUCAUCAGCGUUAAGACCAACUUCCACCGUUCACAGUAUACUCCAUCCUGCGAUUGGCGGGAAUUGAAACACUUUCCUUCAAGAUUUGGGGAGGGUUGAGUUACUCCCACGAGUUUGCGGUUUUUAAACUCACCAAUUCUUUAUCGAGAGAAGGACAAAAAACCCCAACAAAUUGGCCUGUCGACUUGACUUUUCCCAUUGAAUGUGGUUCUGCCAGUGUCCACUCCGCAAGUCGUAUACGGAAAUACCAGUGCCGCCGGGAAAGCAUCACUUGUCACAUAAAAACGUCUACGAAAUAACUACUUCACGAGAAAUAGAACAUAACUCACCGGAAUUGAGUGGAUUGGGACAUCGUAUAAAAAAGACCUUCCCGGCUAUCACUAACUCUGCAACUUUAAACAGAACAAAAAAAUUGUGGGGGUGUUUUUCUUUUUUAACUGCUUCACAUUUUGUGACAAAACCCAAGACGACUGCGGAACCUGUUACAAGAGACCAUCUCUCUGAGCGGAUAUUCCAGUUGACGUAAUCGGGAGUUUCGUCUUGAUUCACCGGGGGGAGACAGCGCUAUCUCCACGCUAGGCAUGUGCUGUCCGGGCGUAUUGAGGUGUGCGCUUCUUAUCUUGAUGAGCCUCUGCACGCUAAGACAAAAUGGGAACGGAGUUGGCGCUCUUUAUACCAGCAACGACAUGUCCAUGCAGUCGCUUGGCGAUAACCGGGCCGGGGCUAGCUCCGAUGACGGCAGUGUCAGCAAGGGAGCAAACGGCGAGCUUUCCCGGUCGUCUCGUACUAUCUGCCGGUCCUUCCCCGGACUGACCCGUAAGCAGCUGCAGCAGUGCCGACGGGCCCCGGACGUGGUCGCCUCGGCCAUCAGCGGCAUACGGAUCUCCGUGGACGAGUGCGGUAACCAGAUGAGGGACCAGCGAUGGAACUGCUCCAAUAUCCGGACGAAAAACGGCAACCCGUACACCAACGUCAUGAUGUCAAGAGGGUUCCGGGAAACCGCCUUUGCCUACGCCACUAUCUCGGCCGGGGUGUUGUACCAGGUAACCAGGGCGUGCAGCAUGGGUCAGCUCCGUACUUGCGGCUGUGACACAAGCUUCGCCGGGGAUGGCGUCGAUUUCGAAUGGGGCGGCUGCAGCCACGACAUCCAGUUCGGCACGAGUUUUGUGGAGACCUUCUUGGACAUCAAGGAGAGGGGGAGAGACAUGCAGUCCAAGAUGAACCUGCACAACAACGGGGUGGGAAGAAUAGCGGUUGCCGAGUACGCUGUCAAGAAGUGCAAGUGCCACGGUAUGUCGGGGAGCUGUGAGGUCAAGACGUGCUGGAUGCAAACGCCACACUUCAGCGAGGUCGGGGACAGAUUACUGGUCAAGUUUCGCGAGGCUAAACAAGUGGUGGCGCGCAACAGCAUCGGCGGAAACCUGAGAUUGGCCGACGACCCCACGCCCGCGUCCACGGACGGCCAGCGGAGGCGACGGCGCAAGCGGCAGCCCGUACCGCCCAAGGACCACCUGGUGUUCCUGGAGGAUUCGCCGGACUUCUGCCAGGCUGAUCCUGGCCUCGGCUCCCUGGGCACCAGAGACCGGUACUGCAACCGGACCAGUGACGGCCCGGAAGGCUGCGACAGCAUGUGCUGCGGGAGGGGCUACAACAUCAAGCUGGAGAGGAAGACGGAGUGGUGUAACUGCAAGUUCCACUGGUGUUGCCAGGUCAAGUGCCGGCAGUGUAGCCAGUCUGUCUGGGUCAACAGCUGCAAGUAAAGCACUCAGGUUGGCUCGGUGGCGCUUUUCACACUUUAUCCGACUUGGAGCACGUGGACUUUCCACAGUUUUUGGUUCCCUGAGGAUUUCCGGACAAACAUAUUGCACUAUUGCUCCCUUCAUAUUCUCUUCAUAAAUGAUUCUUGACUUCACUUUUAAAACACACGGAGGGGUCGCUAUAGGAGAGGAGUAAACACCACAACAUCGCCCAACGCCGUCCCACAGUAUGCUCCCGUCAUACUGCUCCCUAUUUUUUCGAGUUUGAAAGUAGACCACUGGAACCCCCUUCUUGCUUCUGUUAGAAAAUCGUAAAUGAAGAGCGUCACAUAGUGUCGCAUGGCUUCCGGUUCCGUCCAAUUUGAACACAAGCCCCUGUAGGUGUUCAUGUCCAGCCCUCGUUUUUCGAAUCUGCUGUCGCAGUGGCCUAACUUGGGUCAAAUUUGCAUGGGGUAAUGGAGGGGGGGGGGGGCUCGUUUUCGGAGGGGGGUUCUAAACCGAGGGCCCACAAGGGGAUGCACACAGUCCCGUUCCCCCAAUUGCUCCUCCUCCCCCAAUUGCUCCUCCUCUUAGACUAACUCCUCUGUCCGGUGGUCGGCAAAUUUUGGGGAAAAUAUACCACGUCACCGCCAGUUCAUGUGUUCCGUUGCCAAAUUUGUUAUCAUACAACCCCCCCCCAUACAACAUAAUUCAGGUUAUAAAAAGAUUGGUAAUGAUUGUACAACCGCUUCAGCAAUUAACAAAAUGAUGUCAUAAUGAGGUCUCCAAAUAGACAUUUUGGGCCCAUGUUGCACUGGGCUGUAUUCUUGCACUUACCGUUGUUACCAUGGACUCUAAUUCCUUCCACUCCAUAUCAAUAUAGAUUCCAUUCGAUAUAAAUUUAUGUGUGCAUUAUGUGUAAAUUUUAAUAUUUAUUUAAUUUACUGUUUUAAUAUAUGAACAUGUACAUUAAUUGUUUAGAUAUGAACGUGUGCAUGCGACUUAAGUGCAGCAGCGAAUGUGCCUUACCAUAUACCUUUGCAGAUAUCGUUUUUGGAUAACUUGUACAUAUUUAUUUAAAGUUCAAUGUAAAAGAUAAACGUUUAAAAAGAAUGGAAAGUGUGUAGCAGUGUACACAACAUCAUGACGAUAAAGGCAAUUGAACAUGGAACAUAUAUCCUCAAAAAAAUAUAUUGGUUAGUGUUACCGUCGCAGUAAUUCCCCUUUUUUGUUGUGUAAGGUAAAUUCACCAAGUUAGCAGGUUUAAAGGUGUACUUUCGUCCGGAGAUCGGAAAAUCAGUCUUUAUGAUAACCACACACUGAAGUGUUGCGACACAGGAAAUACACGGUCUUAUUUAACGUUGAAAAACGUGAAAUUUAACCCUCUUAAAUGCGGUGAAUGAUAAUGGUCAAAGCCGUCCACAAAAUACUUGCAACGUGUACAAAACAAUAUACCUUAUUCAAGAGGAAGCCAUUUUUGACCGUGUUCCCUGAAUCUGUUUCACAAAUUGUAAACUGUUCAAAGGGAUAGCACCAGACUAUUGUAUGAUCGGAGUGCGUGCCAAACCUCACUUUCAAUAUUUUUUUUAAAAUGUGGCUUAAAACAUUAUGAUAUGAUUAACCACAAAUUUAGAAUUAUACAUCAGAGCAGACUGGUACUAAUUUGUAAUGAACUUUUGUUUCAUGCUUUCAUUUCUAUACUCGCAAGUUCCAAAAAUGAAGAGUUUACCUCGCUUUCAAUUUAAAAUGGCCGACUUGUGAAUAAGUCUGAACCAAUCACUGUGGCGAAUCACAGCAAACGACGUCUGCGUACAGAAACAAAAGUUCCUAGAAAAUUAACUAGCACUCCAACGGCACUAUUUUGGCGGACCAAAGUUUGGUACCCCGAAAUUCGUAUUCACGAUAGUAACACGAAAGCCACUUUUAGAUCGUUAUUUUCUGUAAAAAAAGAAAGAAUGAAAGAAAAGAAAUAGGCCUAUCAUUUUGUGAUUGGGUACAUAUACCAAACGGCAGAUCUCCUUUAAUGAAUUUUACAUGAACAAUACGGUUUACAAGUAAAAAAAACAUAUCGGAAGCACAUAGUUAAUGUAUCACUGGAAUGUUAAUUAAUUUCAAUAUUUUUUUAAUACUGACUGUAUGUAAAUAGUGUACAUACAAAAAACCCGCAAAGUACAUAUUUUUGAAUGGAUUGAAUUCAAUUGUAUCAUAAGAGCUAGCUAGAGACUAAGUUAAUAACUUCGUGAGAUAAUUAUUUAAGUUAUUGUAGAUAAUGACUGAUAACUUGUAGAUGUUUGGAUUUAAUGAUGACGAAAACGUAUUUUUUGGGUAAUCCCUCUUGCCAAAUUAACCGAUUGUGCUUGGGUUUUGCAUAGAAAAUAUUUACUGUGGUUUUUGGACGUGACUGAUAUAAAUCCAUUGAAUAAAUAGUGUGUUUGCCGUUUUGUAAAUACUA
Patiria miniata (bat star) is the source of this 5508-nucleotide messenger RNA. RefSeq names its product protein Wnt-10b-like. Gene Ontology annotation, cellular component: extracellular region. Gene Ontology annotation, biological process: canonical Wnt signaling pathway; neuron differentiation; multicellular organism development. Bases 1902 to 3080 code for a protein of 392 amino acids. The record is from RefSeq and is a predicted model, not a curated record. The transcript has 4 exons. NCBI's taxonomy places the organism in Eukaryota, Metazoa, Echinodermata, Asteroidea, Valvatida, Asterinidae. Gene Ontology annotation, molecular function: cytokine activity; frizzled binding.